CGAGACGGAGCUCACCUCUUCUUCCUCCUUUUCCUUCUCUUUCUCUUCUGCUAUCAUCGCCCCAGCAGCCGCGCAGCGGACCAGGGCGCAGGGUCCCAGCAGCUUUCCGCUCCGCUCCACUUCUCUCCGCGCCCGCACAGCCAGACCCAUCGACGGACUCGCGGCUCCGUGGCGGCCAUGGAGCACCGCGGCGCCUCCCCGCUCCUCCUCGCCCUCGCCCUCUUCAGCGCCCUCUGCUGGCGGGCGCGGGCACUGCCCCCGCGGGGCGCCGCCUUCCCCCCCGUCUCGCGAUUGGGAAACAGAAUGCCCUUUGAUGGAGCCAGUGAACCUGACCAUGCCCACGGAUCAUUAAAAUCUGAAUCAGAUAUUUUGCAGAACACACUACCUGAAAAUGAGAAAUUCUAUUUUGAUCUGUCCAGAAUUAUUGAUAGCUCCCAGGACAGUCCUGUCAAACGCCACUCUGAUGCUGUCUUCACUGACAACUACAGCCGCUUUCGAAAGCAAAUGGCUGUCAAGAAAUACUUAAACUCUGUUUUAACUGGAAAAAGAAGCCAGGAAGAGCUAAACCCCGCUAAACUUCGAGAUGAAGCAGAACUUCUUGAACCUUCCUUUUCAGAAAACUAUGAUUCUGUAGAUGAGCUGCUGAGCCACCUUCCACUGGACCUCUGAAGGACAUCUGGUAAAGUCUAUUGACAAGAACAAGCUAUUUUUGAGUUUCACAUAGUAUUUCAAAGAGAUGACUUUCGUCAUCAAACCAGAACAAAUAUGUUGUGAAGUGAAAGUUGUGAUAUAUUUGUUUCUUAUGUAAUAAAAGUUGAUAUUUACAUUGUAAAUAUUA
Colius striatus (speckled mousebird) is the source of this 838-nucleotide messenger RNA. RefSeq names its product vasoactive intestinal peptide (gene VIP). The record is from RefSeq and is a predicted model, not a curated record. Gene Ontology annotation, biological process: positive regulation of protein catabolic process; positive regulation of endothelial cell proliferation; negative regulation of apoptotic process. Gene Ontology annotation, cellular component: extracellular region; neuron projection; perikaryon. Lineage: Eukaryota; Metazoa; Chordata; Aves; Coliiformes; Coliidae. The transcript is spliced from 6 exons. Gene Ontology annotation, molecular function: peptide hormone receptor binding; neuropeptide hormone activity. The coding region runs from base 178 to 669 and encodes 163 amino acids.